Messenger RNA from Capronia coronata CBS 617.96, 2535 nucleotides. RefSeq lists its product as uncharacterized. The transcript has 2 exons. Lineage: Eukaryota; Fungi; Ascomycota; Eurotiomycetes; Chaetothyriales; Herpotrichiellaceae. The coding region runs from base 1 to 2535 and encodes 844 amino acids. Gene Ontology annotation, biological process: DNA-templated transcription; regulation of DNA-templated transcription. Gene Ontology annotation, molecular function: zinc ion binding; DNA-binding transcription factor activity, RNA polymerase II-specific; DNA binding. The record is from RefSeq and is a predicted model, not a curated record.
AUGGAUACUCCUCCUAUGAAACGGUCGUCUCCCUCCGUUGAGCGUGGCCCUCCCUCGAAACGGAUCAAGACCCUCCCCGAAGAGCCUGCGCAAUACAGCGAUGCUGUGCGCAAAAAGCUCGCCGCCACCUCCCGGACGGGGCAGGCCUGCGAUCGAUGUAAAGAAAGAAAGAUGAAAUGCGACACAGACCCUAUGGCUUGCCAACCCUGUCGACAAAAGGGCCUCCGCUGCUACACCACCGACCGUGUCACUGGACAAGCCAGGGAAAGAGGCGAGAUCAAUCGCGCGGAGAACGAGCUACUUUUCUUGAGAGAGCAGUUGGUUGCAUACCAGCAUCGAUACGGGCCUUUGCAGCGAGUCGAUGUGAAAGAUGCCGUGCCCGUGACGCCAAAGGAGUCUCCUCCUGUUGUCACGCCACAUCCUACAGCGUCUGUCCCUGAUGCACGCUAUGUCGGUUGGCCGGCGCCAGAUCACUCGGAACCACUGCGCUCUGGUCCCGUCAAGGGUUCGAUGGUCGACAUCAUGGACGGGACCAUUGAUAUAGCGGACUGGGAAUGUGAAAUGAUGAGGGAAUACCCGCCAACCACGAGAAACAGGUUCAAUCUUUCCAGGACAUCCAUCACCAACACAAUCGCCGGAUACCAACGGGUAGAAGACCCGAAAUUACCUCUCAGAGAAGAAGCCGUGCGUGAUGCCAAUCAUUUUCUCGUGAUCAUGUCGCAAUAUGUCCCAAUCGUCCAUCGACCCAGUUUCUUGGAACUGGUACAAAAAUUCUACGACCAGCCGACCCUGACGACGACGGCCGAGCGGGUGCAGGUGGUCAUGGUGUUUGCCAUCAUUGCCCACCAGACGGCGGUGCGAAAUCAUUAUCAUUCGGCUGAGAAAUUCGAGGACUCGCAUCGUUAUUUACACUACGCCUUAGGGUCAUACCGGGAGUUAUGGCACGACCGGUCACUUGCUUCGAUGCAAGCCAUGGCGUUGAUCAUCUUGCAUUUCCGCAAUCUUCCAAAGCCCGGUGUAUCGUGGACAUACAGCCACAAAGUCCUCGUGCGGGCCAUUGAACUGGAAUACCACCGGGAUCCUGACAAGAUCCGCCUUCCCGAGGGCGAGAGAGACGCGCUUUCAAAGGAACUCCGAAAGAGGGUGUUCCACUCCAUUUUGGGUAUUUGUGUGACCACCGGCUGCAGGGUGGGUUUGCCGGCGCCAUGGCAGUUCCAGCAUAUCGACCUUCCUCUUCCCAAACCGCUCAAGGACUCGGAAUUGUCCAAGGAAGGCAUUGCUUCGCGGCUGUCAGGUCAUUGCGAUUUCUGGCCUUGUAUUCACCUUGCGAAGCUUCUUCCGUUGCUCACAGAGCUUCAUAAUAACAUAAUCUCUGUGAGGAAGCCUGCGGCAGAUUACCUGCGCACCGUGAGCGCCCUAAACGCGAAGAUCAUUGCGUGGAGGCAAGACUGGGAUGAGUCGAUCAAAGGUGAAAACAAGCAUGUCAAUUUGACCGUGGCCACUCAUCUCAUGGAGACAUGGGCAGCAGAAUACCAGCUGAACCUCCAUCACCCAGUCUGUUGCACGAGCGACGAUCCUGAAGUGAUGGACCGGCACCUGGACAUAUGCCACAAGUCGGCCAAGCGGCUCUUACAGACCUUCCACAUCCUCUCAAGCAAGUACAAGGGCGUGGACUUUACAUGGCACUCGACCUUGGCCUAUGCCACCGGCUUCGGCAUUACACUGCAUGUCUACAGGCAGCGGAAGACGUUGCUGACCAUGGAACAAUUCGAGGCCAUGAGGAACGAGCUGAAAGGUUGGAUCUCCCUCAUGGCCUAUGCGGAUUUAGUAUUGAGGACCGGCAACCAUCUGCAGCGACUGUUCCAGCCUCGCGUCCAAGCUCUUGAGGAAGAAUACCGAAGACUCAUGGUCGAUGCGGCUCCCAAACCUCCGAACAGUUUACAUCCACAAACCUUCGUUCCUAUCAACGGAUCCGGCAUUUCACUGCAACAGCACAAGAUCGAACCGUCCAACCAUAAACCGAGUCUGGAUGUCACGAAUUCGCAUUCGCAUUCGCGGCAUGAGAAGACCCUCCCUCAGCCCAUCUUCAUGCACGCCCAGGUUCGGACGCAAAGUCAGCCACAGUCCCCGUCCACCCCUCACCCGCCACAGCAGCAAUGGCCUCUGUCGCUUCCAUUCCUACCACAGCCGCAACAAAUGAACCCAGGACAACAUCAAGGACGGACAACACCAGUAGCAGCAGUAAAUCCUAUAACGCCAAUCUAUCCCGCCUUCGCCAUCUCCCCUGCGAAUGGACUGGCCACGCUCGCUUCUCCGGUUCAGUCGAUUCCGACGUCCUUGGCCUCGCUGCUCAACAAUUCAGGUAGCAUGUACGUCAGCUACCCAACACCGUCGCAGACUCAAAAUGGACUUGGCCUCGGAAGCGGCGGCGGCGGUGACGAUCCAAUGAUGAAUUUCUCGCCAGGCCAUUACUUCGAUGGUCCGGGUCCUACGGGCUGGCCGCUGAUUACGAUGCCGCCUGGCCCGCAAUCAUAG